Sebastes umbrosus (honeycomb rockfish) is the source of this 2694-nucleotide messenger RNA. RefSeq names its product protein-serine O-palmitoleoyltransferase porcupine-like. Gene Ontology annotation, molecular function: palmitoleoyltransferase activity; Wnt-protein binding. Gene Ontology annotation, biological process: lipid modification; Wnt protein secretion; protein palmitoylation. Gene Ontology annotation, cellular component: membrane; endoplasmic reticulum. The transcript has 15 exons. The coding region runs from base 390 to 1778 and encodes 462 amino acids. The record is from RefSeq and is a predicted model, not a curated record. NCBI's taxonomy places the organism in Eukaryota, Metazoa, Chordata, Actinopteri, Perciformes, Sebastidae.
UCCCAGCCAGAUGCGAGCUCCCUGUCUCACGUCUCCUUCCAUCUGCACGCUGUACACAUCCUAUUGGUCAGACGGCACCGGGUGUUGAUGGGCGGUGAUUCUGAUUGGCUGUCUCGGCUGUCGCUCAAAACCGACGACAGCAACGAUUGGCUGACGUCUCCCGGACCUCCGCAGCCGAUUGGUUGAUACGUCUCCGCCUGGCUGCCUAGGUGACAGGCCGAGUGGUGCUGAUGCUGUGACAAUGGGAGUCAUCCAGAUAAGCAUCAUCUGGACCGAGUGUGCUUAAAAACACAAGCGGCAGCACACAACGCGUUAACUAAAGGGAAAGGAAAGCAGCUGGGUAGAAACACGAGGAGGAAGCUCCAGCUGCUGCUCCGACAGGUCUAGCGAUGGGAGCGUUCAGCCGGCAGAAGUUUUUCCAGGAGCUUGCUCAUGGCUGCCUGCUGCCGACAGCUCAGCAGGGCCUGGAGCAAGUAUGGCAGCUGCUGGUUAUCUGCCUGCUGUGUCGGCUUCUCUGGAUGUUGGGCCUUCCUGCUUUUGUGAAACACCUGGGCACAGUAGCAGGAGGUUUCUACACCCUCUACCUGUUCUUUGAGCUUCACAUGAUCUGGGUGGUCCUCCUCAGCCUUCUCUGCUACCUCUUCCUCUUCCUGUGCCGCCACUCCACCAUCCGAGGCACCUUCCUCUCCAUCACUGUGCUCAUCUACCUGCUGCUGGGAGAGCUGCACAUGAUGGACACCACCAACUGGCACAAGAUGAGAGGUUCACAGAUGGUGGUCGCCAUGAAAGCCAUCUCUCUGGCCUUCGAUCUGGACAGAGGUGUCGUGGCCAGCGUGCCGUCACCCAUCGAGUUCAUGGGCUAUAUUUACUUUGUGGGCACAGUCAUCUUUGGUCCCUGGAUCAGCUUCAACAGCUACAAAGACGCUUUGGAAGGACAUAAGCUGAGCUUUUCGUGGCUUUCAAAAGUGUCUGUUAGCUGGGUGAAGAGCCAGGUCUGCCUUGUUGUUUCCAACUGCGUGGCACCCUACCUCUUCCCUUAUUUCAUACCGGUCUACGGAGACAAGCUACUACGAGGCAAAAAGAGGAGGAAGAUCAGAGGUACACCGGCAAAGUGGUUGCUGGCGUAUGAGAACACAAUGUCUUUCCACUUCAGCAAUUAUUUUGUUGGUUAUUUGAGCGAGACGACCACAACUCUGGCUGGAGCAGGCUUCACGGAAGAGAAAGACAACCUCAAAUGGGAUAUGACCGUAUCCAAGCCACUGAGUAUAGAGUUUCCCCGGUCGAUGGUGGAGGUGGUGACGUCGUGGAAUCUGCCCAUGUCUCGCUUUCUGCACACCUAUGUUUUUAAGAGUGCUCUCAAAUUCGGGACGUUCUCCGCCGUCAUGGUGACGUAUACGGCCAGCGCCCUUCUGCAUGGUUUGAGUUUUCAUCUGGGUGCAGUGCUCAUAUCUCUCGGGUUCAUCACGUACAUUGAGCAUGUGUUGCGGAAAAGGCUUGCAGCCAUUUUUAAUGCCUGUAUACUGUCAAAGAAGUGUCAGCCAAACUGCACUCACCGGAACAAAAAGAAGCUAUGGGUGUAUGUGAUUAACAUUGCAUUCAGCGCAUUGGCAAUCCUCCACCUGACGUACCUGGGCUCUGUGUUCAGCUCCAGCGUGGACUACAUGGAGGAGGAUGAGGACGAUAUAACCCAUCAUACCAUUCAGAAGUGGUCAGAGCUGAGCUGGACGAGCCACUGGCUCACAUUUGGAUGCUGGAUAUUGUACCGCCUCAUCCUCUAAUAAUAAGAGACGGAGAAAGUGAAGCAAUAAUGAGAGAUGUAAGGCUGGUUCUCCACUUCUGCACUGUGACUUUAUUCUGCAUCAGACCGAAGAGAACCGAAUCAACCUGUAUACGACAAUAAACCAACGAGCAGUGUUGGGGUUGCGCCGCAUGUGUGCUGGGUAAUCUAUUAAUCUCACCUGCUGGGGACUAGUUUUGAUAUCCAUGAAAUGAUAGCCCGCUCCUCCCUCCCCCUUUCCUCCGUAUCACAUCCUUUUUAUCUGAGCCGCAGUUGUCAAGCCCUCAUGUUGUGACAGCAGUUACUGAUGUCUCACUGUGAGUCGCAAUCAAUACCUAUCAGCAUGGUGGAGAUCGGCUGCUCCUCUCUGUGGACACACGAUAGAGCCCAUUAUCUAGGUUUCAGCGUCGACUGCAGCAGAUGUCCUGCAGAUGUGGUUUCCCCCCUCGCCACACGUGUUUUUACAAUCGUAUUUUGAGGUUUGAAGGAUAAGGCUGGUGAUAUUCUAUGGUUUAUUGUCUUAUUUUGAACAAAUCCCAUAGAAAGAAAAAAACAAUACGUCAGUAAGCCCAUCUCUGAAUACUUUAUCACUGUAGCUCUCAACCCUUUCUAUAUGUGUACAUUUUUAGGCUGAAUGUCUUUCUUAAGCACAUGGGCACUGUAGUUUUUAGCAAACGUUUCUCAGAAAGAGUAAAUUUGUAGGGAACUAUUUUCAGCAGCAGAUUAAUACACAUUUCAUGCUAUACUCAGUAGAGGGUGACACAAGAGUGGAUUUUGACUCCUGUCCCAUCCCUUACCUGUAUUUAUUCAUAUUAGACCUGCGUAUUUAUAUAUAAAAACUAGGGCUGUUAAAGUUAACGUGAUAAUAACGCCAUAACGCUAAUUUGUUUUAACGCCACCAAUUUCUUUAACGCAUU